Messenger RNA from Ipomoea triloba (trilobed morning glory), 907 nucleotides. Its product is annotated as disease resistance response protein 206-like. The coding region runs from base 82 to 654 and encodes 190 amino acids. The record is from RefSeq and is a predicted model, not a curated record. Lineage: Eukaryota; Viridiplantae; Streptophyta; Magnoliopsida; Solanales; Convolvulaceae. The transcript has a single exon.
GCUCACACAACACUUCAUUAACUACUUACUCCUACACACUUUACACCCUUUCUUUUUGUUCUUUUAGUGCUAAUUAAGAAAAUGACAAGAUCAAGAACUCCCAAUAUUCUCACUCUUUUCUGCAUCUUUUUCUUCCUAAUCUCAGUUUCCUCCACACACCCAAUGCCCAGGAAAAAGCCAUACAACCCAUGCAAGACCCUAGUCUUAUACUUCCACGACGUAAUCUACAACGGCCAAAACGCCGGCAACGCCACCUCGGCCAUCGUGGGGGCCCCGCAGUGGGGCAACUACACCAUCCUGGCCAGCCAAUUCCACUUCGGCAACGUCGUCGUUUUCGACGACCCCAUCACUUUGGACAACAACUUCCACUCCAAGCCCGUGGGGAGGGCCCAAGGGAUGUACAUGUACGAUACCAAGAACACGUACACGGCUUGGCUCGGCUUCUCUUUUGUGCUUAACUCCACGGAUUCUCAAGGGAGCAUAAAUUUCAUUGGGGCCGACCCGCUGAUGAAUAAGACACGGGAUAUUUCCGUGGUGGGCGGCACCGGCGACUUCUUCAUGCACCGCGGCGUCGCCACCGUCAUGACCGACGCCUUUGAAGGCGAGGUUUACUUUAGACUUCGCGUCGAUAUCAAAUUCUACGAGUGCUGGUAGUAAAAUAUAUUAUAAUAGUUCGCCCUAUAAUUAAUUUCAUAGGGUUUCAAUUUCAUAUUUAUAAAAACAAAUUAUAUGUAUGCGUACGGCACAACUUAUGUCGUACAAUGUUAGCCGGACUCGUCCGAUGACGACCUUUGUGUGUCUGUACUGUGCCUAUUUCUCUCUGUGUUUUUGAAGGUAACAAAAUUUGGAAUAAAAUUGAAGAGUUGCGUACUGUUCUUUUUCCUGAAAAUAAAUGUUUCAUCUGAUA